CUGUCUCAUUAAUUUCAAAACACUUUGAGCUCAAACUUUUCUCUCUUCUCUUCUCUUCUCUCAGCAACAAGAGAACCAACCACAAAGCUUGACUCUUGGUAAGUUCUUCCAUCUCUCUCAUGACAUUUUCUCAGGAAGACAUGAACUUGAUAUCCCCUUCAUCAUCACCACAAGAUUUACCUCUCAAACCAAACACAAGCUUCGACCUAGCCAGCAAAAUCAGCCCAAACAUCCUCCUUAUAUUCAUAAUCCUCUCCAUCAUCUUCUUCAUCUCAGGUCUCAUCCAUAUCCUCGUCAAGUUCCUCCUCAUGCCAUCAACCCAAAACAGAGAAGAUUACUUUGAUCACAACAACUUCACAGCUCUUCAAGGCCAGCUUCAGCAACUUUUCCACCUCCACGAUCACGGCGUCGACCAGUCCUUAAUCGACACGUUACCUGUCUUUCAUUACAAAUCCAUCACCGGUCUCAAGAUUUCACCUUUCGAUUGUCCCGUUUGUCUCUGCGAGUUCGAAACAGAGGACAAACUCAGGCUCUUGCCGAAAUGCAGCCAUGCAUUUCACGUUGACUGUAUAGACACGUGGCUUCUCUCUCACUCUACUUGUCCACUUUGCAGAUCCAAUCUCCUUCUCUCUGAUUUCUCACCUCAUCAUAGUCCACCAUAUCUCCUUGUUCUCGAGUCCGCGAGUGGUCGAAGCUCGAGAGACGUGGUUUCUGCUCCUGAGGCUAAUGAUUUUGGGUCGACCCAUUUCGGGUCGGGUCGUACAUCAUGCGACCCGGAUGGUGAAAUGGAUGGUGUUGUUCCUUUAGAAGUUAAGCUAGGGAAGUUUAGGAACAUGGAUCAUGUUGGUGAAGGAAGUAACAACAAGAAUAGUAAUAGCAAUGUAGAUGUAAGGAGGUGUUUUUCAAUGGGAUCAUAUGAGUAUAUAAUGGACCAAGAAGCUACACUUAAAGUCCACGUUACGACCAAGAAACAAUCCGACAAAGACAUUCGCUUGUCUGGCCAUAUGGGAGUUAUGUCGGAAUGUGGUUUUGAUCCUAGUGCUAAGGGAAAUAGGAAGAGUGUUGUGGAAAGAGAGAGCUUUUCUUUGUCGAAAAUUUGGCUAAGGGGUAAAAAGGAGAAGCAAAAGGGUAAUAAUGUUAGAGAUCAGGAAUGUUCUUCGCUGUCUUUCUCUUCAAUCCGAUUUCCAAACCAAAGGGAUCCUCCGGAGAUAAACAAUGCGACCGAUAUUGAUGAAGAGAAUCGAAAGAGCGAAAACUCGGAGUCUUUGGAGACGAAAACGCUAUCUUUUGCUAGGAGGACCAUGCUUUGGCUUGCAGGGAGACAAAACAAGGUUGUUCAUCCUUCAACAUCCCAUGUCUAGUUUUGACUUUUCUCUUGUUAAAUUAUUAAUCUCUGUCUAUAAUUCUGUCAUUCUGUGUUUCAGUAGAGAGAAAUUAGAUGAACAGUGGGAGAUUAAUUAAUAUAUGUAGGAAUCUUUAGGCACAUUGAGAAGGUGGUCGGUCUGUAUUGCAGACAUUUCACUCAUUGUUCUAAUUCUUAUUAAUAUUUGUUUCUAAUAACAUGGGAGACAAGAAUGUGAAAGAAGCUGCUUUGAUUAUUAAAGUAGAUUCAUGCUGUUGAUUAAUUGUGU
Raphanus sativus (radish) is the source of this 1631-nucleotide messenger RNA. RefSeq names its product putative RING-H2 finger protein ATL49. The record is from RefSeq and is a predicted model, not a curated record. The transcript has a single exon. NCBI's taxonomy places the organism in Eukaryota, Viridiplantae, Streptophyta, Magnoliopsida, Brassicales, Brassicaceae. The coding region runs from base 120 to 1361 and encodes 413 amino acids.